Clarias gariepinus (North African catfish) is the source of this 3009-nucleotide messenger RNA. RefSeq names its product CKLF-like MARVEL transmembrane domain containing 6 (gene cmtm6). The record is from RefSeq and is a predicted model, not a curated record. NCBI's taxonomy places the organism in Eukaryota, Metazoa, Chordata, Actinopteri, Siluriformes, Clariidae. Gene Ontology annotation, cellular component: membrane. The coding region runs from base 113 to 682 and encodes 189 amino acids. The transcript has 5 exons.
AAGUAGCACGAAAGCAAAAGUGUGUGUGUGUGUGAGAGAGAGAGAGAGCGAGAGAGAGUGUGUGUGUGUGACAAACUACAACAGAGACCAAACUAACGCAUUUCCUGCAGCGAUGGCGUCAGAGGCAGUGUACAACAGCACCACCACGGCAGAUCCAAGCUCAAGACAGAACCGAUGUUUCAACAUACCGAAUAAUAACCUGGACUUGGUCAGGUUUUGCCUAAAAGUCUUAGAAGUGCUCCUGUCCUUCGUGGCGUUCGUCCUGGAGGAGUCGGUGAACAGUUGCACUUCCUGCAGCGCUCUUUACUUCUUUGAGUUUGUGAGCUGCACGGCCUUCCUCUUCACACUCCUCCUCCUCAUCCUCCUCUCCACGCCGCUGCACAUGAAAGUCGGCAUCAACUGCUGGCCCAAACUGGAUUUCGUGUACUCAGUUCUGAUCUUCCUCCUCCUGAUCAUCGCCUCCAUCGCAUUUGCAGCAAAUAACAACGGCACAGGGCUGGAGAACGCCACCGUGGGUUUCGGCUUUAUCGCCUCCUUCACGUUCCUCGCGGACGUGCUCGUCUUCUACAGGGCGAGAGGUUUUCCGUUUUCUGAAAAUCCCAGAGACCCACCAGUGGGUUCGACUGAACCGGCGCAGGAGAGCGAGAAGCUGAACGCCAACGGUACCAACGGUACCAACUGAUCCGGGUCCCGGUUCCUGAACAACGUCCGACUGACUUGCGAAUUCCGGUUUAAACCGGCUCCACAGCCACACUCUACAGUUUAAUUUAUAUUUUAUUCCUGGUAUUUAGUUUUUUUUUCUGUAGGGUCCGCGCAUCGUGUAUUUUUAACGUUUGUCCUCCCUUCGCGCCUCGGCACACGCGGGUGUGGUCUCUCCUACGAUUUUUUAAGAUCCAGGACGGAACAUUUCAUUUUCAGGGAGUGUUUAAAACAAAAAGGUGUAAUGUUAUCAUCCGUAGUGUCCGCUAACGAGCAACACAGAGGGAACGCAAACAUUCCCGCGAGGAAGUGUCCAAUCAGAAUGAGUGUGUGAGUGUGUGUGUGUGUGUGUGUUGUAGCAUUCCUAAUCUGACAUUCCUCAUUCCUCUUUAUACCUACAUUAAAGCACAAAAACGUCAGUCAUUUUAUUAUUUUUAUUAUAAAUUUUUAUAUAUUUCUAUUUUACGUUAGCCGUCAUGCUCGUCAGCGUUUUAGUUCCGUAAGUUUUGCACACGAUAUCAUGACCAGUCAUAAUAUUUGUAUUAAUUUGUUCCCACACACACACACACACACACACACACACACUCUCUCUCUCUUUAAAAGCCCCAAAAACCAAGAAAAACUAACUGAACGCUUUUUACACUGAGCAAGUCUUUUAAAUAAAUAGAAAGAAAUUUUUAAAUACAUGAAGGUGUGUGUGUGUGUGUGUGUGUGUGUGUGUGGGUUUGUGUAUGUUUGUGUAUGUUUGAGGUAGGGCUGCACGAUAUGAUCCUAAAUCCACAUUAUGAUAAUUUUGAAGUGAUAUAAAUUAAGUUUUUUAAAUAUUAAAUGUGAGAUUUUCUACUAGGAUGUGUGUAUCGAGGCUGACUGACGUCAUAAUGAGGACGUUUGUCAAUAUUUAUUUAUAAAAACAAAUUAUUACAGAAAAAAACCCAUAAAUUAUUGACAAACUGCGUGAAUUCUCGGCUGUGUGUAUUUUGUGUAAUAAAUCGUGAUUAAAUAAUGGCACAGGUGUGUGUGUGUGUGUUUGUGUGUCGCGGUUUAGGUUGGAGUUGUGCGGUGCUAGUGUGCGGUAUCGCGUGUGAUUAUGCUAGUGUGUGAUAUCGCGCUGAAGGAGUGACACUCUGGAGCUGUACAAUCGUUGGAGAACUCGCGGUUAAACCCAGACGGACAGACGUAUAAACCCCCUGAAUGAAAGACAAUCAGACCUUUUAGGUGUGUGUGUGUGUGUAUGUGUUCGGUUAGAAAGUGACGAGCGGCUCCGGGUGUGUGGACUGUGGGCGUGGCCUUUCCCUCCCGUACGUCCGUUAUGUUAAUCCGUCUUGCUGUUGUUGUUUUUUAAGUGUUUUAUACUGAAGGUGAAUUUUGUACACAGUUUCCUCUCGGCGUCGGUCAGAGGAGCCGCAUCACGGAUCAGCUCAGUACCGCUAGGAGCAGAACGGAGGGUAAAGUCCCAGUGUUUCUAAAGCUUUCUUGUAUCUGAGUGUGUAGGUCCGGUUCUUCUUAAGUCUAAUGCGUUCUGUAGUUCUGAUUCUGACGGACUGAAACAGCUGGUCCGGUCUGUACAGAUGUUUUUAUUGCUUUAGAGAGAGAUAUAGUCUGAAGUGACGUUCCCUUGAUGCCACGCAGCCUGAGCUGAAAUUAAGUGUUUUUAUACCGAUAAUUAGUCUUACUAUGAACCGGUGUGUGUGUGUGUGUGUGUGUGUGUGCAUGCGGUUCUUAAAUGCCCGACUGUAUAAACGGACUGCAAUCCUGUAACAAGAAAAUAUUCUGACUUGCACGAGCACCUUCCGGUUUCCCAAACCAGCGCUCAUUAAUAACUCCAACAUUCCGCCUGAUGAUGUCAUUAUCAUAUAAAAAUGUGAGCCGCGGUCUGAGUGAACUGUUGACGAUUUAUGUACAAUCAAUAUCAGCAAUGCUGUUUAACAGUAACACACACAUAUUAAUAUUUUUAUUUUUAUUUUAAUCAUCACUGAUGAUCUUUAAGGUUUUAAUGAGUGACUGUAAACGCUUCGACACGCCUAUUAACUUCACUUUAAUCAUUAAUCACUAAUUAAAUUUUUGGUCUUAUUUGAUUAUUUUUCUUUUUGUAAAUGUCAAAUCUGUGAAUGUUUUCGAAUUGUUUUUUUUUUAAUCUAGAUGUACAAUAAAAUAUCGGGGAACAAACACACACACACACACUCCUUUCUGUGUCUCUGAUUUUUGUGUCUUUUUUUUUACAUGCAUUUAAUAAAAUGAUUUAAAAUGUAAAAUCAAUGGAUUUAUUCAAGAAAGUGUGGAAAAAAUGUUAAAAGUAAAUAAGUGCUGUCU